UCAGAUUUUCAGAUCCUUCUUCAAAACAGAACAUCUGAAUGAACAGUCUUUUUUUUAAUAAGAAUGUUGCACGUUAAUUUCUGCAACUACAUAAAUUACUUUUGGUAAAUAAUCACCUACAAGUUGUUGAAAUAACCACUUGAAAGAUAAACAACCACCCCUAAAGGUCUAAACAAGUUUUUAGGCAUGACGUAAACAAAGGCUUCAGUGAGUAUCAUUUAAAGUUGAUGUGAAUGGCACUUGGAUUCAAACAUAACCGCCUUGAUUUAUGCUAUUUAACUGACAUUUUUUAUACCAGUGGUCUGUUCUUAUCAAUUUUGAUUUGAGAUGAUGUACCUAAUUUUGAGGUAAGAUGGUGUAUACCAUUCAAGUCAGACAACGUGAAUCCAACAUUUCCUGGAAGGUGUCCUUCAGCUGCUCUCCCCUUUGAACCAUUGGGCAGUAAUAUGACAACGACAUAUCAUUGAAAAGUCAUAAGAUGCUUGUGUGGACUAUAUCAGUAUACAUGUGUGGCCUGGACUCUUCGCUUGGAGGAUGGUGAGGACCAUUUCCUGUGCCCCCCACACAUAUUGCCCAGUCCCAUUCAAACAGACAACAGCAGAAACUCUUAUCCCCCUUUGGUACUUGAUAGAGAGAUGGAGCAUCCUGUUGUUAGCGCUGGUGGGGGUGCCAUUAACAUACUAUUAUGUAAGCUGGGUGCGGUGCUCAUCCAAGAAGCACAGCUCCUUGGAGGCAUCCGAGGCGAGCUGGAGUACAUGAAGGAUGAGCUUGAGAGCAUGACAGCAUUCCUCCAGGACCUUGCUGAGGAGGGAAACCGCAGGAAGCAGGUUAAGGUUUGGAUGAAACAGGUGCGAGAGGUCGCGUAUGAUGUUGAGGAUUGCGUUGAUGAGUUUACAUAUCACCUUGGCAGCACCACAAGUGGUUCUGGCCUUGCCGGGCUCUUCCACAGAUGCAUCCGUUUCAUGCAAACUGUCAGGGUGCGGCGUCAGAUUGCGAAACAAAUCCAACAACUGAAAGCGCGCGCUACAAGUAUCAGCGACCGAAACUCAAGGUAUGGUGGUAAUCAUCUCAUUUCUGGAGCAGAAGGAAACACACUUGCUGCACAACCAGCACCAUCUUAUAUUACUUCUCUGGAUAUUCGUACCCCCGCACUCUUCCCAGAGAUAACGGAACUUGUGGGCAUUGAAGCGCGUCAGAGUAAUCUUGUGAAUUGGUUGGUGGAUGAAAACGUACAACAAUUACUGGUGCUAUCUAUAUCCGGUUUUGGUGGUUGGGGAAAGACAACUCUUGCUAUGACGACAUAUCAGACAGCUAGUGCAAGUUUCCAGUGCCGAGCUUUUGUAACUGUAUCCCAGAAAUUUGAUGUGAAGGGUCUCAUAAGGGACAUUCUUCGUCAGAUUAUUCGACCAGUAAAUCAAAAUGGUCCAGCACCAGCAGUAGACCCACUCAAAGGCAUGGAAGAAUGGAACGUGGGACAGCUUGCAGAUAUGCUAAGGCAGCAUCUAGAAGAUAAGAGGUAUCUUAUUGUUCUCGAUGAUAUUUGGAGCAUGUCAGCAUGGGAAGGUAUUCGAUUUUGUUUGCCUAACUCACAUACUGGAAGCAGAAUAAUUGUUACCACAAGAAUGAAAACUGUAGCACAAGCCUGCUGCCUCCAUGAGUAUGACAGAAAUUACGAAAUUGAACAACUCAAUGGUAGUGAAUCUAGCGAGUUAUUUUUCAAGAGAAUAUUUGGCAACAGGGAAAAUUGCCCAGCUGCCUUCAAAAACAUUUCAGAGAGGAUCCUGGGAAAGUGUGGUGGUAUACCCUUGGCCAUAGUCAGCAUUGCAGGUCUUUUGGCUAGCACACCCUUGUACAGUUAUGAUCGCUGGGAGAAGAUCUACAACUCUCUUGGCUUGGAGCUGGAAACCAGUCCCUGGCUUGAAAAACUGAAGAAAAUUCUUGAGCUUAGUUAUGAUGACCUUCCAUAUCAUUUGAAAACUUGUUUCUUAUAUUUAAGCACCUACCCUGAGGAUUAUAAGAUCAGAAGGAAAAGUUUAUUGAGAAGAUGGAUAGCAGAACGCUUUGUGACAGAGAAGCGUGGAUUAAGUGCCUUGGAGGUGUCUGAGAAAUAUUUCAAUGAAUUACUCGACAGGAGUAUGGUUCUUCCAAUUGAAAUGAGCUUUGAUGGGAAGGUCAAGACCUUUCGAGUUCAUGAUAUAAUGCUAGAGAUCAUUGUUUCAAAAUCAAUUGAAGAGAAUUUCGUCACUUUGGUAGGUCAACAGUCUACUUUAGCUCCUCAAGAGAAGAUUCGGCGGCUAUCCAUUCAUGGAGGAAGUAACAAAAAUAUUGCCACAAGCAAAUUGUUAAGCCAUGUCCGAUCAUUGAGUAUAUUUGCUGAUGGAGAAAUGUUACAGUUUGCUUGGAUAAAACUUCUUAGAAUAUUAGACUUAGAAGGUUCUGGGUUUGCCAGGAAUGGAGAUAUCAGAAAUAUUUGUAAACUGUUUCAGUUGGAAUAUCUCAGUCUCCGGAGUACAUAUGUCACUGAACUCCCUGUGCAAAUAGGAAACCUCAAAAAGUUGGAGACACUUGAUGUCAGGGACACAGCCAUAAAGCAUUUGCCUCCACACAUUACCAAUCUGCCAAAUUUGUCAAACCUACUUGGAGGGAGAAGAGUUUAUAACUACAGUGGUUUGUUUCCCAUUUCCAAUUUUUGGGGAAUGCACAUCCCUAACAAGCUUGGCAAUUUAGAAAUGCUUACAACACUUGCAGAAAUAGAGAUCACAGACUCUACUUCCUGUUACAUAUCUGAAUUAGGGAAGCUUUCACAGUUGAGGAAGCUAGGGGUAAUGAUGUUUGUUGACGACGACAUGAACUGGAUGUCCUUGAUCACCGCCAUUGCAAAACUGAGCAGCUGCCUUCAGUCACUGCUGAUUUGGCGACCGGACGGAGUAAUGAAUUUCAGGAUUCUUGAUACACUAUCCAGGCCACCAAUGUUUCUAAAAAGCAUAAACUUCCGAGGUAAGUUGGGACGGCUACCAGAAUGGAUUGGUUUGCUGGCUAAUCUAACUGAGUUGACCCUUCGCGCCACUGAAUUGGAAUCUGAGGAGCACCUGAAAGUUACCUCUCAGUUACCAAGCCUGCUCUACCUUAGGUUGCAUCACAGUGCAUACACCGGAAGAGCACUCACCUUCUCUGCGUCAGAGUUCCCAAGUCUCAAACUGCUCACCAUUCAUCUCGCCGUAUACCAGGCAUUGAACCUGAGGUUUGAGGAAGGCACUGCACCUAAGCUCCAUAGGCUGGAGCUAUCUUUCUUCGAAAAUGCUUCCAUCCGGCAGCCUUCAGGUAUCAAUUUUCUUGCAAAUCUUCAGGAGGUCUUGGUCCACGCUGAUCCAUGCCAUAACUCGGAAGCUAUGGUGCACUAUUUGAGGAAUGAAGCUAGGAGGAAUCCCAACCAACCUACUGUCACUUUCAAGGCGAAACAAUGGAAGUCAGCACGGACAGGUCCAGCAAUAGAUUACAGAGGAAACAUCUGGUUUUGAUAAUACGGGCACCGCUGAACAUGCGUGAGCUGUACUCUUGACAGGAUUCAGAAUUUCCGACACGUCAAUAUUUGGUUAAUCAGGUCUCAAGUGCCAAUAGCCAAAUCUUUUUUUUUGUUUCUGGUGAUCUGUACAGAUAUGUGGACAUCAAGGAUGAGUUGUUGAGACGGUUUACCGUCUGUCUUUUCUUCUCCAAUGGAUAAGAAAUUUGCAGUGUUACUGAACAUUCUUUGAGGGGGACUUACUGUCCUGUAGAGUCGAUAUUUGGAUGGCUUCGGUCUCUGCUACCUGGUCGUGAAUACAUAGUAGAGUAUGUUUUUGGAUUAGCAUCACUCUGGAAAUCUUGCAACAUCGUUGUACUUUACCAGAAAAGAAACAUCACACUUUGGUUGCCAA
Messenger RNA from Triticum dicoccoides, 3914 nucleotides. RefSeq names its product disease resistance protein Pik-2-like. The coding region runs from base 636 to 3518 and encodes 960 amino acids. The transcript is spliced from 2 exons. NCBI's taxonomy places the organism in Eukaryota, Viridiplantae, Streptophyta, Magnoliopsida, Poales, Poaceae. Gene Ontology annotation, biological process: defense response to other organism. Gene Ontology annotation, molecular function: ADP binding. The record is from RefSeq and is a predicted model, not a curated record.